Messenger RNA from Pseudo-nitzschia multistriata, 1821 nucleotides. Lineage: Eukaryota; Bacillariophyta; Bacillariophyceae; Bacillariales; Bacillariaceae. The record is from the annotation of a GenBank genome assembly.
CACCCAGAUWGYGCUKGAAGACGAGAGACRCCCUAGUCGUUCAUAGUAUUGUUUUGAGAGGAAGUGGAGUCGAACAGAGUCAAAGUCUUCUUUCGUACGGUAGACGAAGAGCCAGAGCCAAACAGUGGCAGUGGCAGUUGCAGUUGCAGUUGCAGUUGUAAAAGAAUCUGCACUGCACGAAGAGAAAGAGUGCGUGCGUGUGUCACUAAGUCGUCAUGGCGGGUCCUAUCCAAGCAACCCAAUCCCUCGGUGCACAAACGUCGAUUGGAUCGAAUCUAGACUUGCAGAUCAUCGAUGAAACGUACGGAAAGAACGCCGAUCUCUACCAAGACGUCCUCGGGGUGCCCACCACGGCAACCCAGGACGAAAUCCAGGUGGCCUACUUUGACCGGCGGAGCGAGCUGUUUACGAUGCUGGCAAAGAUCGACGCCGCGGCCAGGGGACCAAAAUCGGGSACCACUGCAUCCCUGGCCACCAUCGACAAGCGUCGGUACAAGGCCGARCGAAAGAUGGAGUCCGUCGUCUUUGUGGUGCGGAUCCUUACGGACCCGGCGCUGCGGAUAGCCUACGACAAGAUCCGUGGAGAGCGCCUGGGCCUGUCCGCCAGCGGCGGAAGCGCGCCGGUGACCCGGUACAGCGGCUCCAGGUCCGGAUCUUCCACCCGAAGUAGCAACCACSGAAGCAAGAAGAACCAAUACAGUCCCGAAGUCAAUGACUUUCGCGCUUCGAACCCGAGGGUGGUGACGCCAUCGAUGACGGACGCGUCGUCCGGGUCAGAAUCCAAGAACUGGAUGCAAUCUACRUUUUCGUCUCAGCUCUUCUCCAACAUCGGUGGAGGCAAGGGAGGAGACGAAGAUGUGCGCGGGGACGAACAACGAAACCCGCGGAAAUCAAAGCGCCGGCAAAAGCAGCAGCAGCCACCCUCGUCUCCCGUCCAGGAGCGUGACUCGGAGCCCGUUCGAGAGACACGGGUAGAACGAGCCGCGGAGUCAGAAAAGAAGUCCAUCUGGGGGCGGAAAAAGAAGAAGAAGAAGGUCCUUCGCAAGGAUUCCAAMGAAAUCCCUCCGGUGGAGAUCACCGACUCGAGCGCGACCGAAGAAAGCAAAGCCGAGAACGAGGAGAUUGUCACGCGAAAGGCGAGCAGGAGCACGAGAAAGAUUGUGGAAACGAACAAUGCAAGACCCACCCAGAUCACGAAGACUCCCAGCCCCCAAAACAACACCGGCAGCGAAGGUGCAACACCCCGGGAGGGYCUGAAGGGAGGGGCGGAACGAAACCGCAGCAACCGCCGGGGAGAYUUUGCCGAAGACGAGACCGUCACCGUCUACGACGACGAUACUACCCGGCGGGACGACGACACCCGGACCUAUCUCGGAGACGACGGGGAGACCUUUGCCACCGGCAGCGUCUUUUCGAGCGACACCGUUCAGGACAAGGCCACGUGUUCGAUCUCGAAAACCAUUCGAAACAUUACGGACGAGCUUUCGGGUGCCUGCGAAGACACCCUCGUGAGCGUGGACCAGGUCUUUCACGCCUUUACCCUGACCGAAAAGGACAUCAAGGCCGUGACGAAAAAGAUCACCAAGGCAAAGCGACAACUGGAGAGCUAAASCGAAAACCCGGUGCGGAUCGAAAGCAGGUCGAGAAAAGGAAAUUGAUGCCUUUGAUGCUGUCCGCGCGGCUUUUGAAACAAUCAUAUAUUACCAUCAGUCUCACUACUACAUGAUUAAUAGUGUUCUGUUUCGCAACAGGGUGCCCCUGUCCUUUUUGUGUACACGACGGCACGGCACCGAAAAAGUAAAGUAAACAGAUCUUUUACGU